AUGGCUUCACCGACCGUUCAAAGCACCAACGACGAGAACAUGUCGCCCGCCAAACCCACAGCUCAUCAGCGUAAUGCUACAUCUAACAGACGAGUGCUUGGAGAAGUGUCACCAAACAUCAAGACCGCUACCUCCGGCCCAAUGUUCACGGGCAAGCCGCUGGCGGGCAGCCCAUUGAAGCGAAGCUUUACGGCGGCAAUGGAGGGCGGUGAGGGGCUGAUGUAUCUGAAGAGGAGGAAGCUGUCGGAUGAUGAGCUGUUGAGUCAGGUGGAUGGGCCGUAUGAGCGGAGUGGGCAGGAUGAGAGUGGGCAGUCGAUGGAGGAUGCGGGGAGCCUUCGUCCUGUCUUUCAGUCGCGGGAGGAUAUGAGGGUGGACAUUCCAACAAUAACCGAAGCCUCGCCCACCGAACCCAACACGCCCUCCGAAGAAGACGAUUCCACUCAACAUUCUUCCGAAGGACGCAAGUCCUUCUCCUCACUCAUCAACUACGACCCGUCCUCUCAAACCUCCACAUCGAUCUUCAAAACCAUCUCCAACGCCGAAAUGCUCAAGCUCCGACUGCGAGUCGCCAUGUACAAAGUACGGACGAACCAAGUCGAGACACCUUUCCUCGACCUCCACGUGGAAGAACGCUCACGAGCCUCACCACUCGAUCCCAACGCCGCGGCAAGAGAGGCUGUCGAGCAGUUACGACAAGAAGCACAAGCAAUCGCAGCGCGAGAUCGAGAGCGAGCAGCCGUUCCGAGAUUACUGCCAGCACCUGUGCUGAGACCAACGGCGUACAGCAGUCGCAUGAUCUACGACACGCAGCUGCCGAGCUCGCCGCCUAUCUCCACUUCAUCGAACGGGCUGCCCUUUGCACCUCCUGCAGAAGAGGUCUCGACGCCAAUGCAUGCCGCAGCAAGGCUGGACAGUCCCCCGAGCAGUAGACGGAGGCUGGCGAUGCCGAAUGAGCAGGAGCUGACGAGUAGUGUGGUGAAGGGGAGGGUGGCGGAGGGGUUGCUGGGGCUGAGGCAUGCUGUGUGA
Messenger RNA from Saxophila tyrrhenica, 1026 nucleotides. RefSeq lists its product as uncharacterized. The transcript is spliced from 2 exons. The record is from RefSeq and is a predicted model, not a curated record. Bases 1 to 1026 code for a protein of 341 amino acids. NCBI's taxonomy places the organism in Eukaryota, Fungi, Ascomycota, Dothideomycetes, Mycosphaerellales, Extremaceae.